This is a messenger RNA of Marchantia polymorpha subsp. ruderalis, 1603 nucleotides long. Lineage: Eukaryota; Viridiplantae; Streptophyta; Marchantiopsida; Marchantiales; Marchantiaceae. The record is from the annotation of a GenBank genome assembly.
CUGGGUUUGAGUGGAGUCGUGUUUGUACGUAGCGGGUGUAGCCCUAGCAAAAACGGGUGUGGCCCUAGUCACACCCUUCCAUAAACGGGUAGUCACUUUGGAGGGAAUAGGGAAAAAUGUCUCUACUAAUUGCAACGCAACGAUAAGAAGUCCUUGACUAGUAACCCAAGAAGCGCGAAAGUACACGUGGAGUAGAUAUAUUCCGGAACCGGAAGUGCCCGGUAGUUCGGAGAAGUAUCACCUAAGAUAUAUCAAAUUGCCGCUCCCUCCCGUGUGGUAACGGGGACCAGGGUGCCAAUAACAGGAGAGGAUUCGCUGCCGGUCGUGCGGUUUGGCCCUGAGAUGGAUAAGGAUGGAUGACCUCAACAGGGUCGUUGCUUCGAAAAUCGUCUGCUUCUCCCAAGGGGGAACAAGAUUUUUAUCACCGAGAUUCGAGAAGCAAUACAGGUUAAAUGUGCCUCCAGGAACCUCUGGAAUGAAUCGUCAAACCAGUAAUCCUCGAACAAUUCUGCUGCCUGCGCCAUUACUCUUCUUUCAGGCUCGCCGUCUUUCACAGUUGAGGACGCGAGCGUCAUUCGCGACACAAGCACCACGACAACGAUUGCAACCCAGUGCGAGAGAAAUUCAGGUUUUUGAAUAAGGUUACUAGCGUGGGACGACUGAGUACAUUGGACUUCUUCACCUUUGCUAUCGCAGCAAAGGUGUUUGCCCGGUUCGAGACCAUCUGGCUUCCAAAAGAGCUUGGCACGUUGGCGAAACAUGCCAACAGCAGCAGGGUGCUAAUCUUUUGUCUGAGAGUGCUCGCAAGACACAGUCAUUCUCCCGGAGUAGCAAAAGGCAUAUUUCUCGAUAAGCCAACAAGCAAGUAUGGAUAUCGUCACAAUCUGGCCCUUACGACAACGAAUAUACACGGCGGUACAGACCGUAAUGGUCAUUAUGUACUCAACUGUAGAGACAAAAAAAAAGGUCGGCUAUAGAGAAUUCACGACGACUAUUUGGUCCCUAACUUUGGACUACCGGUAGCGGCGUUGACUGGUUUUGGAACCUCAGUCAAUUCACGUGUUUACGAUGGAGGUGGAGAAGACGACACAUAGUAUAGCUUUUGUGAAAUGCCUAAAUUUUCUCGAAAUUUCUUAAAUCCCCGACCGUGUAUGGUUCUGUGUUAUCGUGAUCAAGGGCCAAGGACUUUCCAUUCUUCGGAAGGUCUCCACAACCGAUUCGUAUACAGGCCAGUUACGAGUUGCUUCGUGUUAGUCGUGCUUGUUGUUGGUAGCCUGUAUUCCGUUAAAGGUUGAGAAAUGGAUUCGCGCCAAAGGGUGUUUGUCCACCGGCGUAAAUCUUGUGCAGGCCAUUGAAUAUUUAUGCGCAGUGAAAUUUGAAGGUUGAAGCAUACAGUGUAUCGUGUUAUCAACAAGAUUUAAAGAUCAUCGACGAAAUCUUAAGAAAUAUUGAAGGCCCACAAAAGAAUGACUGCGUUCGAAGGGCGUUUGAAGGAGCUGCAAUCAAAUCGUGUUACCGUGACAAUUAUCAUUUUGUCCAUACAUGGCGUGGGACACUGCCUCCAAAAGUCGGUCAUAAAAAAUUCCAACAUCAUGUUUUCGAA